Molecule: messenger RNA, 703 nt
Organism: Lepus europaeus (European hare)
Lineage: Eukaryota; Metazoa; Chordata; Mammalia; Lagomorpha; Leporidae
Gene: RPA3
Product: replication protein A3
Exons: 4
Coding region: 46-411 (121 amino acids)
Biological process (GO): nucleotide-excision repair; mismatch repair; double-strand break repair via homologous recombination
Cellular component (GO): site of double-strand break; DNA replication factor A complex; nucleus
Molecular function (GO): damaged DNA binding; single-stranded DNA binding
Source: RefSeq, a predicted model, not a curated record
CCCGCGGGGCGCACAGUUUGGAUCGUCCGUCGUGUUCCCGCCACCAUGGUGGACGUCAUGGAGCUGCCCAAGUCGCGCAUCAACGCCAGCAUGCUCUCUCAGUUCAUCGACCGGCCAGUCUGCUUCGUGGGGAGGCUGGAAAAGAUUCAUCCCAGUGGAAAAAUGUUUAUUCUUUCAGAUGGAGAAGGGAAAACUGGAACUGUUGAGUUGAUGGAACCUCUCGAUGAAGAAAUCUCUGGAAUUGUGGAAGUUGUUGGAAGAGUAACAGCCAAGGCAACCAUCAUGUGUGCAUCUUAUGUCCAGUUCAAAGAAGAUAACAAUCCUUUUGAUCUUGGACUUUACAAUGAAGCUGUGAAAAUUACCCACGAGUUCCCUCAGUUUUUUCCUUUAGGGGUUACACAACAUGAUUGAUCCUGACUGAUUUUCUUAGGAUUGCAAGUGAGCUACAGUGGAGAAUAUUAAAGGAGUCCUCAUAUGUAUGAGGAAGAGAUUCUUGUGGUUUCUAUUGUUUUCUCUUUAAUAUUUCAUGUACUAAACUUUAGAUAUACCAGUCUAUAGUUUUUGAUGGAAUUGGUAUAUUGACAGUUCUCACCCAAGUCCUCUUACAAGGAAUUGUUUCUCUGGAAUAUGCUUGGAUGAGAUGAAAGAUCCAAGCAUGUGUGUGAGCUUAGUUUUCUAUUUUAUUAAUAAAAAUUAAAAUGGA